AUUCAAUCAAUCAACGACUAUCUGUCUAUCUCUCUCUUAACUAUGUGGCACCCGGAUCAACUUUAACAUUCCUAGCCGCGAAAUGAAGCCCCACACCUGCAGAGGACUGGACACUCCACCACCGCUACAGACAAGCUCUAGUCUCCGCCGCUCAUGUGCUCCAGCGGUCAACUCUCUUCGCCAUGUCGUUUCCCGGCGAAUACCCGCCGGGAAACGCUGCCACUUCAUACUCUCAGCCAGCGCGAACCAAAGUCCACGCGUCGCACACUCAAGACGGCACGUCUUACUCUCUCCUGUUCUGACCAUCGGCGCGUGGGUUCUGCGGUCGGCGCUGGCGAAUGCCGAGGACAAGACGACGGGUUCGGGGGCUCCGGAAAAAUCGCAUGCACCGCCGGCUCCGACGGGUGAGGAGAAGAAGGAGGAACCGAUAGUUUCGAGGAUUUACGACUCGACGGGGAUCGGAGAGCCGAUGGCGGUGGGGAAGGAUAAAAUUAAGGUCUGGGAGAAGCUGAUGAUCGCGAGGAUUGUGUACUUAGGAGAGGCCGAACACGUACCGAUCCGAGACGAUAAGGAAUUGGAGCUUGAGAUUGUGAGGAACUUGAGGAAACGGUGCGCAGAGAGUGAUAGAACCAUAUCUUUGGCUCUGGAGGCAUUUCCUUGUGAUAUGCAGGAGCAGCUCAAUCAGUAUAUGAAUAAAAGGAUAGAUGGAGAAACAUUGAAGUCUUAUGCAUCACAUUGGCCACCUCAACGAUGGCAGGAGUAUCAGCCUCUUCUAAGCUACUGUCAAGAUAAUGGAAUUCGUCUUGUUGCUUGUGGUACUCCACUCAAGGUUUUAAGAACUGUCCAAGCGGAAGGAAUUCGUGGGCUUUCGAAGGCCGAUCGUAGAGUAUAUGCUCCUCCAGCUGGUUCAGGCUUCAUUUCAGGCUUCACUUCCAUCUCACGCAGAUCACCAAUUGAUAUGAAUUCUCCUAGUCAAUCUGUUCCUUUUGGGCCAGGCUCAUACUUAUCUGCACAAGCAAGAGUGGUUGAGGAAUAUACCAUGUCCAAGAUCAUUUUACAAAACAUGGUGGAUGAAGGAGCGACUGGUAUGCUAGUAGUUGUAACAGGUGCAAGCCAUGUCAUGUAUGGAUCUAGGGGGACUGGGCUGCCAGCAAGAAUUUCAAAAAAGAUGCAGAAGAAAAACCAAGUGGUUAUAUUACUUGAUCCUGAAAGGCAACAAAUAAGGAGAGAGGGAGAAGUUCCUGUUGCUGAUUUCUUGUGGUAUUCUGCUGCUAGACCCUGCAGUAGAAAUUGUUUUGAUCGUGCUGAAAUUGCUCGAGUAAUGAAUGCAGCUGGCAGGAGGCGAGAUGCCCUUCCCCAGGACCUUCAAAAAGGACUUGAUCUUGGUUUAGUAUCACCUGAAGUACUACAGAACUUCUUUGAUUUGGAGCAAUAUCCUCUUAUUUCAGAACUGACUCACCGUUUCCAGGGUUUCAGGGAAAGAUUGUUGGCAGAUCCCAAAUUCUUGCAUAGAUUAGCUAUAGAAGAAGCUAUAUCUAUAACAACUACUCUCCUAGCACAGUACGAGAGGCGUAAAGAAAAUUUCUUUGAAGAGCUUGACUAUGUGAUUACGGAUACUGUCAGAGGAUCAGUUGUUGAUUUCUUCACAGUUUGGCUUCCUGCCCCAACUCUGUCGUUUCUUUCAUAUACGAAUGAGGUAAAUGUGCCUGACAGCAUGGAUGCUUUCCAAGGUCUCCUUGGUUCCAUCCCUGAUAAUGCUUUUCAAAAAACUCCUGCUGGGAAGGACUGGAAUCUCAGUCACAGAGUUGCAUCGGUGCUUUUUGGUGGUGUGAAACUGGCUGGUGUUGGAUUUAUUUCCAGCAUUGGAGCUGUUGGUGCCUCAAAUGUUUUAUAUGCAAUUCGGAGAUUUCUCAAUCCCGCACUUGUUGCUUAUCAACAUAAUAAAAGAUCACCAAUGCUCAAAACGGCAGUUGUCUAUGGAUGUUUUCUUGGAGCAUCGGCAAAUCUUCGUUAUCAGAUUAUUGCUGGAAUAGUGGAGCAUCGGAUUUCUGAUCAAUUUUCUUCUCAGAUAUUAUUUGUAAAUAUGCUAUCUUUUCUUGUUCGGACGGUCAACUCUUAUUGGGGAACUCAGCAAUGGGUUGAUCUUGCACGGUUUACUGGACUGCAAAGGAGUGGGCCACCCUCUUAUGAAAUACCAGAUUCUCCUAACCAUGCUGCAUUGGGACGCAUCAACACAGAGGAUGCCACUGUUGAUAAAAUCAAGCAUCAAUGAGGUGAAAAUCUGACUUCACAAUUUAUUACCAAUUUGUAUUUCAUUCUUUAAAAGCUGCUGAGGAGAGACCUGGAAGAGAUAGAUUAUAGUCUUUAUACUUUAUCCAUCUCUUCCAUGACCUAAUUGUAAAUUGUUCAACAUAGUUGUUUCAGUUUUGAUGAAUAUAAGGGCAGGAGAGUUUCAUGUGA
Alnus glutinosa is the source of this 2460-nucleotide messenger RNA. RefSeq names its product protein RETICULATA-RELATED 5, chloroplastic-like. The coding region runs from base 83 to 2272 and encodes 729 amino acids. The transcript has 7 exons. Lineage: Eukaryota; Viridiplantae; Streptophyta; Magnoliopsida; Fagales; Betulaceae. The record is from RefSeq and is a predicted model, not a curated record.